Stegastes partitus (bicolor damselfish) is the source of this 1528-nucleotide messenger RNA. It is a transcript of the gene gskip, whose product is annotated as gsk3b interacting protein. The transcript is spliced from 3 exons. The record is from RefSeq and is a predicted model, not a curated record. Bases 147 to 548 code for a protein of 133 amino acids. Gene Ontology annotation, biological process: regulation of canonical Wnt signaling pathway. Gene Ontology annotation, cellular component: cytoplasm. Gene Ontology annotation, molecular function: protein kinase A binding; kinase regulator activity. Lineage: Eukaryota; Metazoa; Chordata; Actinopteri; Pomacentridae.
AGAGGAUUUUUUUUUACCCUCCUUGUGCUUGACCAUCAAUCUGAGCCGCAUCCGAUAUCUAUUCCACGGCCGGUGACGCAGGUUUGCCCGCUCGGAGUGGGCUGGAAGCUUCCACAAGCCGGAAGAACACGAGCAGCGAGGAGGGGAUGGAGAUAGACUGCCAACCCGAGGAGUCCAUUGUCUCUGCUUUUGACGAAGACUGCGUCGAGCUGGGCGACGUGAAGGACAUGAGACUGGAGGCGGAAGCUGUGGUCAACGACGUCCUCUUCGCCGUGGCUGAAAUGCACGUGUCGCAAAGUCUCGGCAGCGCGUCCGACGUGGCCUACAUCAAUGUGGAAACCAGAGAGGGAAACCGCUAUUGUCUGGAGCUCACGGAGGCCGGACUGAGGGUGGUGGGCUACGCUUUCGACCAAGUGGACGAGGAUCUGAGCACCCAGUACCACGAGACUGUUUACUCGCUCCUGGACACGCUCAGUCCGGGCUACAGAGAAGCCUUCGGGAACGCUUUGCUCCAGCGGCUGGAGAGGUUGAAGCAAAACGGACAGUGAAAAGGACCGAGAUGCUGCUUCGGGUUUACCCGAGAAACAGGGCUUGAUAAUGUGGGUGUGAGCCAAUAACAACCAAGUCUGAUCAAAUACUCCAACUGCAUAGCUUCCUCUGUGAUAAGGGCCUCACAGCCUCUAUCAGCUCUGCUUUGUUCUGAGUUACAUACCAUCGAACGACUUCAUGUUAUUUACUUAAGUUCACAGACCGAUCGGUUGUGACAUCGUGUUGUUGGCUCUGCUGCGGGGAGAGCGUUCCUCGCAGGUUUGUAACAGUGCUGCACAUUUUUUGUACUCAUCAGAACGACGCGAGAACGAAGCAGCGAGUUGCAUUAAUCGCGAUCCCCCUCCGCCCUGCUUGCACUACGGCUGCGAUAUCUGCUCAAAUAUACCCGACUAGUUGUUACUCAGCAGGUGUCUCUGUGAAAAAGAGCCAAAGCUACGUUCUUUUCAAGUAUGUGCUGCCUUAAUGACUGACUCCUAACGGAGAGAAAAGUGAACUCACUGACUUGUGUUUUACGUGCUUUGUAUUGACAGAUAACGGUAUUCUGCAGGGCUGCUAUUUCACACGGACAAGUAGGUCAGAAAUUCUUUUAAAGCUCUGAUUAUAUUGUAAAACAUGGCGACACUGUGUAUUCAGUACAAGUCAUCGAGUUUGCCGUGUUUAAAUAUUGCUAGAUUUGUUUUCCCUCCGUGCUGCAGUGCGUCGCAUCUCAAGCUUUGCAUUUCAGACUGAAUCCUUUUUGGAAGUUUUAAAUAUUUUUUUUGUUUUGUUGUGAUCUUAUCUAAGUUGUGUCAGAGUGCACAGAGUUUGUUAAUAUUCAGUGAUGACUUCUAAAGCUGCUUAAAAACAUUGAUUUCCUGUACACGUGACCUGGUUACUGUCCUACUUCAGUGUUAUGAAAGCUACUCUACCUAGUUUGCAUUGAUACUGUCAUCAUUCCUUGCUGCUGGCCUUUGCUCAGACCAAUAAAGUUUCAGAAGUA